Messenger RNA from Pollicipes pollicipes, 1306 nucleotides. Its product is annotated as ribosome biogenesis protein BRX1 homolog. Lineage: Eukaryota; Metazoa; Arthropoda; Thecostraca; Pollicipedomorpha; Pollicipedidae. The transcript has 6 exons. The record is from RefSeq and is a predicted model, not a curated record. Bases 216 to 1250 code for a protein of 344 amino acids. Gene Ontology annotation, biological process: rRNA processing; ribosomal large subunit assembly. Gene Ontology annotation, molecular function: rRNA binding. Gene Ontology annotation, cellular component: nucleolus.
UGGUGCGGUCCCCGGGCGCAUUCCGUGGCGGGGCAGUGUGAGUGGUGUGCGAGUUGGGGGCGGGUGGAAUAUUCAUAUAUCAGUGUCUGUGUCUUGACAUCAAGUUCAACAUUUUUCGUCAUAUGUGACACAUUCUCCCACUGCUCGUGGUUUCCGAGACCCACGUUUCGAGCAGUUAGGUAGUGUUCAAGCUUUUCGAAUCUUUGUGGACGGACAUGAAGGCUUCAACAAAGGUCAAGGCUAAUCACAAGAAGUUGGGGUCUUUGAAGUCCAAGAGGAAGGCCAAAAGGGCACUGCUUUCACAGCCUCAGUUAAAUACAGCACCAGAUACCACAUCAACAACUGAACAGCAUUCAGCAAAGGCAAAGAAAUGGAUCAACAAACAGCGCGUGCUGGUUUUCUCAUCACGCGGCAUAUCGCAUCGCUACCGACAUCUCAUGACUGACGUGAAGGACAUGCUGCCCCAUGCCAAAUCUGAGUCCAAAAUGGAUAAGAAGGACGAGAAACGGGUCAUUAACGAGAUAUGCGAGAUGAAGAAUUGCAACAAGUGCCUGUUUUUCGAACCCCGUAAGGAACAUCUCUACCUAUGGAUGACGAACGUACCCGAUGGCCCCACGGGCUACUUCCUAGUGGAAAGCGUGCACACGAUGCAGGAGUUGAAAAUGACCGGCAACUCGCUGAAGGGUUCUCGCCCGCUGCUGUCUUUCGACGCGAACUUCACUUUGCCCCACCAACAAGUAUUCAAGGAACUUCUGACACAGGUGUUCGGCACGCCCAAGCUGCACCCCAAGUCGCAGCCAUUCAUCGACCACGUGAUGACGUUCUGUUGGCUAGACCAGCGCAUCUGGUUCCGCAACUACCAGAUCGUGCAGGAGACGGGCGCGCUGGCCGAGAUUGGCCCCCGCUUCGUGCUGAACCCCAUCAAGCUGUUCGCGGGCAGCUUCCAGGGAGAGAAAAUCUGGGAGAACCCUCACUUUAUCUCGCCCGCAUCGCGGCGGCGCAUGCUGAAACUCUCCCUGGCGCACAAGUACGUGCACCGCAAGGACCAGCAGCAGGCACACAAGGCCCGCCGGCCCGGCAAGGACGCCACCGUCCGCGUCGACGUCACCGAUGACGUGUUGGUGACGUCACGCGACGACGAGGACGGGAGUGGGGAGGAGGAGGCGGUGGCGCCUCCGGCAGUCGCCGUCCGACGCGGCAAAAUGAAGCGGAAAAAACGCCGGGGCGGAGCAAGCGGUGGUGCUGCGUAAAGUCGAGCUCAACAUCCGAAUGUCACGAGUGCAAAUGAAUACAAAGUGGAAGGGAG